Messenger RNA from Osmerus eperlanus (European smelt), 2814 nucleotides. Its product is annotated as hyaluronidase-2-like. Gene Ontology annotation, biological process: hyaluronan catabolic process; carbohydrate metabolic process. The transcript has 4 exons. The coding region runs from base 286 to 1722 and encodes 478 amino acids. Gene Ontology annotation, molecular function: hyaluronoglucuronidase activity; hyalurononglucosaminidase activity. Gene Ontology annotation, cellular component: cytoplasmic vesicle. Lineage: Eukaryota; Metazoa; Chordata; Actinopteri; Osmeriformes; Osmeridae. The record is from RefSeq and is a predicted model, not a curated record.
AAACAGCAAUGAACUCACCCAAUCACGCUGUGCUCUGUGAUCAACCGUUUUCACGAAAAUUUCGCCGAAGAUGCCACGGAGGGAGGAAUAUACAGAGAGAACAUUUGAUGGAUAGGCAAGCUUAAAAGGAUGUAUCGGAAUAGAUCCAUCAUGCUUGGAUACAAAGGUGCAUGUGUGGGAAUUUAUUUCCAUUUAGUUAUUUAUUUGACCCCCCACGAAUCGAAUAAACCGGUGUCCUGAGAUUCUCUCCCUCAAAACAACAGCACAGCAGCAGGUCAGAGGCAGAUGGUCAUGGGUGUUGCAUUAUACCCUUUCUCAGCCCUGGUUGGCCUGCUGCCCUGGUUGCUUCUGGCUAUACUCGCCCCUUGGAAUGUCCUCCUUGCUGAAGAGCUAAAGCCAACUAGAUGGCCACUAUUUCCCCAAAAGCCUGUGCUCCUUGCAUGGAAUGCACCAACAGAGGAUUGUGGCCCACGGCAUGGUGUUCAUUUCCCAUUGGAACAGUUCCAGAUUGUCGCCUCACCUAAUGAGGGGUUUGUUCGGCAGAAUCUCACAAUCUUUUAUAAAGACCGUCUGGGGUUAUAUCCUUAUUAUAAUCUAGAUGGCACUCCAGUGAAUGGAGGCCUACCACAGGCUGCCAGUCUCACAGAGCAUCAUGAAAAGAUGCCUGAAGGUGUGCAAAAAUACAUACGUGAGACAGGCGCCAAAGGACUUGCUGUCAUUGACUGGGAGGAAUGGCGUCCUCUGUGGAUUCGUAAUUGGGAUGUGAAGGACGUGUACAGAAACAGAUCUCGUCAACUGGUUGCACAGAAAAACCCAGACUGGCUCCCUGAGCAGGUGGGCAGAGUGGGUCAGCAAGAGUUUGAGCUGUCAGCCCGUAGGUUUAUGCUGGAGACCCUGCGACUAGCCAAAAGCCUACGGCCCAACCAGCUGUGGGGGUUCUACCUCUUCCCAGACUGCUACAACCAUGAUUACAGGAGUGGUCUACUGAACUACACUGGUCGCUGUCCUGACGUGGAGAUGGGCCGCAAUGACCAACUUACCUGGCUGUGGACUGAAAGCACAGCCCUUUUCCCGUCUGUAUACCUGAGUACUAUGCUGCGCUCCACCACUUUUGGACGUCAGUUUGUCCGCAAUAGGGUGAAAGAGGGGAUGCGUCUAGCGUCUGUGGGGGAUGGAUUGGCACGUCCUGUCUUUGUCUACACCCGGCCCACAUAUUCCAAUGAGCCGACACGACUAAGUGAGACAGACCUGGUGUCCACUAUUGGCGAGAGUGUUGCACUAGGAGCAGCUGGGGUGAUCUUCUGGGGAGACUCCACCUAUACCAGAAGUAAGGCCAGCUGCUCGAGCCUCAAUGAGUACUUGGGGGGGCCGCUGGGUCGGUACCUACUCAAUGUUUCCACAGCAGCAGGACUAUGUAGUCAGAAGCUGUGUGGUUACCAUGGCCGCUGUCUACGCAAACACUCAGAAAGCGAUGUGUACCUGCACCUUAACCCCUUAUCCCACACCAUCAGCAGCCAGGGCAGCAGCCUGAGAGUCACAGGCCAACUUGGGCCAGAGGAGCUGGCACUUUACCGUACCCACUUUCAGUGUCAGUGCUACAGUGGGUACAGGGGCGAAGGCUGUGCUCAGAAAGAGCAGGGCCAGAAUGGAGCUUCACCCAUCCUAACUGUCUGGUCCCUAACUUUAAUAAUACCAUUGGGACUCCUCACCCUGCUACACUGAUGCAGCCUGGCUUCAGAAGUUCUAUUGCACAAUGAUGGAGAGCCGAACCAUACAGCAGAGGACACUGAGGUUUCACAGCUGGCUCAGUGGGAAAGGAGAGGUUAAUGAGGUUAAACUAAUUUCUCAAGACAUGAUAAACAACAUGGAAGGUUAAGAGCAAUUACUAGAGCUUGGCUUAUUAUGUAUACAGUAGUAGGAACAAAGGACAAUGAUGACUUAUUUCUGGCAAGGAAAUGUAUUGAUCCAUAUUGUAACAUGUAAAACAUGCAAACUUAAGGAAUGAAGAUUUAAAAUAAAUGUCUGGAUGUUUUGUGUGCCAGUAGCCUAGUUUCCAUUCACCUGAUUUCAGAUGUCAUUUUCUUGUCUUAAAUAGGUGGAUGGAAACCUGGAGGUCUAAGUGUAUGAUGCUACUGGUGGAAGUUUGUUGCAGUGGGUUUGUUGAAUGUUAACAUGUCAAAGCAGUAGCAAAUGCAAUAGGUUACACAGAAAUGCUGCAAUUGUAGAGGUGCCUUUGCCACUGUGAAGCUUUCAUUUGAAGUGAACUGUGCUAUUAUACUACCUCUCUCGGCUCUCCCACGCAAAUUGUAAUCAGUAAGAGACAGACUUUUUGUCAACACUGCCUUAUUCUAAUCAUUUAGCAUUUUCAUUGGUCAUUGACUGUCCUCUAGCAGUAGAAGAAAGAAAACUGGAAGUACUUUUCUAUUGAAGCUUCAUACAUGCUUGACCUCUGCAUGAUGUGUGUUAUAUGGAAGACAUUUACAUUUUGUGGAUUGGAUUACUAGAUUUUACGUUUUUAAGUAAGACAUCACACUCGUUUUUUUUUUUUAUCAUGAAAUGCAUACAGUGCAUUUACAGUGUUUUAUGGGUUAUAAAAAAAAGCCUUCUACACAGUGUUUUAACAGUUUGUGCGCCUUUUAUGCUGCAAUGGGCUUUUCAUGUUUACUGAAUAUGAAACUUGUGUCCAGAAUUCUGCAGCUAUGUAUCCAUCUUUCACCAGUGUUACAGUACUCUGUCUAGGAAUAAGAGUGUAGUGUUACUCUUGUCUGCUUUUCAUAGUUGUAUACAUUUUGGAUAUCAGGAUAAACCAAACUU